AAAACUCAGCAAAAGAAGCUGAACGUCAAUGUGAUAAAGUGGAUUGUGAGGUUAAAGCUUCAGAAGGUAAAGGGUUAAUUACUAAGAGUUUUGAAGCUAAAGGCUUAGGUGCUAACAUUUUAAAAGAAGUUUUGGGUCACUGA
Molecule: messenger RNA, 143 nt
Organism: Racocetra fulgida
Lineage: Eukaryota; Fungi; Glomeromycota; Glomeromycetes; Diversisporales; Gigasporaceae
Source: the annotation of a GenBank genome assembly